UUUAUUUAAGACCAAAAUGUACGAUAAAAGUACACGAUUUUUUGAUGAAGUUAAAUAUCUUGGGGAAGAAUAUGCUGCCUUGCCUGAAAUUGAAACGAUCAAGAUCAACCAAAAGAGAACAUCAGCUGCAGCUAUCAAACCGACAAUGGCGAUCGCUCUCUGCUUCACCCCAUUAUUCUGCCACCAGAAGCAGUCCAUCCCCCCAAAACCCCCACUUCAUAAACCCUUCAAUAACCCCAUCACUAUUUGCUCCAGACGCUCCAGACACUCCACUAACCUUUCUACUAGAUGUAGCGUCAAUUCAAAUCCUGAAAGUUUAGCAGCAGUGGAUAAGCCCAGAUUGGAGGAGUGGCUGUCCGCUGCUGCCAGCUUGUACCCUGUUUACGUCACAGUUGGCGGAGUGCUUGCUUUCAUCAGACCCUCCACAUUCUCAUUUUUCGUCAAUAUGGCCCCCAAUUCCUAUAGCUUCACUCUGGGGUUGAUUAUGCUGUCUAUGGGGAUUACUUUGGAGUUCAAAGAGUUGAUCGAUCUCUUCAGGCAAAGGCCACUUUCUAUUCUUUAUGGAUGUGCUGCUCAAUACACUAUUAUGCCUUCGUUUGGAUGGAUAGUUAGCAAGCUGUUGGGCCUCUCACCAUCUCUUACAGUAGGCUUGAUACUGCUCUCUUGCUGUCCAGGAGGAACAGCAUCCAAUGUGGUCACCUUAAUUGCUCGAGGAGAUGUUCCAUUGUCAAUUGUAAUGACAGUAUGUACAACCCUUGGAGCAGUGAUUCUUACUCCUCUCUUGACUAAAAUUCUCGCUGGAACUUUUGUCCCUGUUAAUGCUGCUAGCCUGUCCAUGAGCACCUUGCAGGUGGUAGUUGCUCCAAUUUUGCUUGGUUCGUAUCUACAGAGCAAAUUUCCUGAAUUUGUGAAACUACUGAUUCCUUUUUCCCCACUAGUAGCUGUUAUUGCUUCCUCAUUGCUUGCUUCCAGUGUAUUCUCAGAAAAUGUCAUCCGCCUGAAGUCUUCUUUUGCCGCAUCAUCAUCAUCUGCUUCUUCUCUGGUUGAUAGUGCUAAAUCCAUGCUCUCCAGUGAGUUGGGUGCUGUUGUACUUUCAGUAAUAUUGCUCCAUUUAGCAGGUUUCUUCGUUGGGUAUCUAUCUGCAGCUUUAGGUGGAUUUAAGGAGCCACAAAGGCGCGCAAUAUCAAUUGAAGUUGGCAUGCAGAAUUCCUCUCUAGGAGUGGUUUUAGCUACGUCCCAUUUCGCCUCGCCAUUGGUUGCAUUACCUUCGGCUAUGUCUGCAGUGCUCAUGAAUAUCAUGGGCAGCAGUCUAGGCUUCUUCUGGAGAUACAUUGAUCCGUCCAAUCAAAAGGAUGGUCUUGAAGUUGCUGAAGAGUGAUGACAGACAGACUCACUUCUGCUUUUGGUUAAUAUAUGAUAAUUAGUUAGAAAAAUGAGCUGGCUUGUAAAUUGGAUGAUGAUACGCUUUCAGAGAUUGAAUGAUUGGGUUGAACUUUGAAUCCUAACACCAUCUUAUAAUUUAAAUUGAGAAGUG
This is a messenger RNA of Salvia hispanica, 1534 nucleotides long. RefSeq names its product putative sodium/metabolite cotransporter BASS1, chloroplastic. Gene Ontology annotation, cellular component: membrane. Lineage: Eukaryota; Viridiplantae; Streptophyta; Magnoliopsida; Lamiales; Lamiaceae. The record is from RefSeq and is a predicted model, not a curated record.